Gamsiella multidivaricata is the source of this 2164-nucleotide messenger RNA. RefSeq names its product putative adipose-regulatory protein-domain-containing protein. Gene Ontology annotation, biological process: lipid storage; lipid droplet organization. The record is from RefSeq and is a predicted model, not a curated record. Bases 206 to 1996 code for a protein of 596 amino acids. NCBI's taxonomy places the organism in Eukaryota, Fungi, Mortierellomycota, Mortierellomycetes, Mortierellales, Mortierellaceae. The transcript is spliced from 6 exons. Gene Ontology annotation, cellular component: endoplasmic reticulum membrane.
UUUUAUUAAGAAAUCCUCUUUAAAAAAGACCCACGACCCCAGCGACUUUUUUUUUACAGUGUGUUCAUAUUAAAGCCCAUUUUUGCCACUCUGCCCGCCCGUCCCUCUCUUCCCCACCAUUACCCCCCACAGCUCCAUCGACUCAUUUCUUCCACUUGCCACUAAACACACACACACACACACCCUCCCUUGGUCUCAUUGAACCAUGACCCUCUUUGAGAUUCUCUCAUUCUUCAUCACCCCGCUGCUGGCACUCCUCGAGCCCUAUGUCCAGCAGCUCACCCAGUGGCUGACCUCGUCUGCCCUCCACCGGAAGAUCAUCAAAUUCUUUAUCGGCCUUAUCGUCCUCCUCCUACUCAUCGGCGUCUCCCUGGUGGCCUACCUCAGCUUCUAUUGGGUCUAUAUCCCUCAGCGUGGACAUGUCGGCCAGGUUCAUCUCCAAUAUGAGAGACCAACUGCCCCUGGACUGAUUGUGAACGGUCCUUCAGCUGAAAUCGACUUUUCGAGGGGAGGACGAUACGGACAGUUCUUGCGUGCAGACCAAGCGUACGACAUUUCAGUCAAGUUGCAUGUCCCUACCUCGGAAAGAAAUGUGGAAAUCGGCAAUUUCAUGGUCAUGGUCACCUUGCUGCGCGCGGAUGGCAAGAUCAUCAUGACCUCCAGCAGACCUACCAUCCUCACCUACCAAUCAGUGCCCCUGAAACUCAUGAAGACAGCAUGGAAGGCAGUGCCUUUGGUGCUGGACUGGUCCAAGGAAGAUCAGAUGCUGAGGGUGCCUUUGGUCGAAAACUAUAUUGAGGACGCUUCCAACCCUGUUGCUCGCGCAUAUGUCGAAAUCUCCAGCCCAGAAUUACAAGUGUACAAGAGCUCCAUCCAUAUCGACGCGCACUUCCAUGGCCUCAGAUAUUUCAUGUACUACUAUAAGCUCUCCACAGCUCUGGUGUUCAUGUCAGUCUUCAUUUUCUGGGAGAUUAUCUUUUCGGUCGUCACUUGGCAGGUGCUCGCAGGCUGGUUUGGAACGGAUGCAGAGGCAUUGGCGAUUGCACACCAGCUCCAUCCUCAACCAGGUCAACAGAGGACUAUGCCAGGGCAGCCUACUCAGCAACAGCAGCUGCGUGCUCCUACCACAUUUGCAGCAGGACCAUCUACUGCACCCGGAGCUCAGUUGCCAUCCGUUGGCCCCUCGCCUCGUCAGCCACAGUUGCAGGAACAUGGUCAGGGUCAACAGUACAGCAACGAGUCUGACAGCGAGUAUGAAGAGCACGAUUUGCUCGGAAACAGUUCUCUGGGUCGGACAACUGGUCUCGCAUUUGAUCACGACGAAAUGGAGGAUGACGAUGAUGAGCAGGAUCAAGAACUGGGCGACCGGGUCUCACGGGGUCAGUCAUCCACAGUCAGGGAUGAGGCUGUUGUGCCUGAGAGACCAUUGACGCCUUCUCAGCAUCGCUAUGUGGAAGCAGGGACAACGGGUGUUACGUCCUCUUCAACUCGCUCCGGAAGGGAACCAGAGAGGCUGCAGCAGCGGACUACGACAACAACUAUGACCACCAAAACUGUACCGCAGGAUCAGCUUGGGGAACUUGAUGACGGUGCUUCCACGUCUGGCAGUGCGAUGACCACAGGGAGCUCACGACGUGUUGGAAGACGCAGCCUCCACAUGACUACUUCGUCUGAAUUCCAGCCUCCCCCACCGCCUCCUCCUUCGGUGCUUUCUGAACAGUCCUCUGAGUUCCAGAUGUCCCAGAGGGGCGCUGGCACUCGUCGCACGGCUGUGGAGUCAGAAUAUACCGAAGAGGAGGAUGAAUAUUUGGAAGGUGUUGAGGAAGAUGAGGAGGACGAUGGCGAUGUUACGUUUGGAGAGGACGAUUUUGCGACGCUUUCAGACCGCUCACCUGGCGGACCCAGGUCGGCGGUGAGAUCAAGACAUACCACGGAGAGCCGAAGCACACGGCUGGGAAGGCAUGAAAGCACUGGGCGGAGCUCAGGACGCGCAUGAGCGUGAUGAUUGAACAUGACAAUGCGCCCUUUUUCUUUUAACGACAGCUCAUGACACAUAUUUUGCAACAUAUUCUUCUUUUUUAUGACCCUCCAUGCAACGCAUUGUUCUUAUCGUGAAAUAACCUUUUUCUGGGGAAUGAAAUAAAAACGAAACACGAUCAACGCG